This is a messenger RNA of Mesocestoides corti, 4986 nucleotides long. The record is from the annotation of a GenBank genome assembly. NCBI's taxonomy places the organism in Eukaryota, Metazoa, Platyhelminthes, Cestoda, Cyclophyllidea, Mesocestoididae.
AUGGGCGACCUCAACGUCUUACCUCUUCUCCUCACCUUCCUCCACCUUAGCCUCUCGCUGGGUGACCAUCCCACCAUCGAAGAGCAGGAGCUCAUUGCGCAUGAAUUGGUCAACCCCUUUACGCCCUACUUCCGCGACCCCAAAUACCAGGGAAAACGAAGUGAGCUCAUUUGCUUAGCACAAGACGCAAUAUUCGACAACUACAAAAAACUGAAAACUAAAUUCACUCGGAACUGUAGCCACAUCCUCGGGAAUCUGUUCAUAUCUGAAAUCGGUCCUGACCAUGAUGUUGAUUUUCUCAACACAAUAGAAGAGGUCUCUGGUUAUGUGUUUAUCCACCGUGUAACGAAAACGCAUUUCAGUUUGCCUAACCUACGUCUUAUUCGAGGAGAGGAAGCAGUUCAGAUAAGAGGCCAGAACUUUUCCCUGCUUGUCACGGAAACCUAUUCAUCGAAAGACAAAUUCUUAAUAGAAAUUGCAUUUCCUUCUCUUGAAGGUCUCAGAGCAUUUAAAAUCAGCUACCCAAGUAAUGCAAGCUUACAUUCAACCCUAGCCAUUUUAACGCACGGCGUUGGCUUCUUUGACAAUCCCGGACUCUGCUACGCGCCAUUUUCGGUGAACUGGGACGACAUUCUCGAGUAUCCUGAAUUGCAGCCCGUGGUGCUGGUGCCCACCAGCGACCCUUCCGCCACCGCGGACUGGAGUGCAGCUUGUGAAAGUCGAUUUAAUGCGGCCUCAGGGACGACCCUGACAAGUGCUCCUUAUUUUACCACACCGAGUGGUCACCAGGUUGAUAAUAAUGGACUCCAGACUGAGAACGACGCUCUUCCAUAUCAAAAUGUUAGUAGUCAACAGGAAAUCCGCCAAGUUACCAGUGUGGGAGAGGUUACGGAGCCGAUACUCUUAUCGACGUGGAUAGAUACAUCAACAAGUGGCCCGACAACUUCUACCGGAAUCACGAUUGCUGGGAUGCAUCAAAACUUGGACUCAGAAGUGGAGCAGAACGGAGAAACACCAAGCAGGGCCAGUGGGGUAGACAAAAAUUCAAUCGAUUUAACGAUUGAUAACGAAGAACGUCGUAAUAUGAGCAUCAAUGGGAGCGCUGUCAGCGAAAAUACUGGCAUCGUUAGUUCCUCAAACGGGACGCCAAAUUUCAUGGAAAAGGCCACCGUUAACGAACCAGCUGAAACCAAACAGCUGAAAACGGAUGUGCAGCCAUCGAACGACACUGCUGCCAGCAUGAUCAAGGAGGGCUCAAAUACAACCGGAGCUUUAAGACAUUUGGUGGAAUUUAUAAAGGAAGAUAUUGCGCUUGCUUCGACCAAAAACUCCGUCCAAGUUGAGACGCGGUUAAAUUGGAAAUGCGAUGAUGCCUGCCCCGUACACAACGGAAAGUCGUUUUGUUGGGGUCCCUCAGCAAAUCAAUGUCAGACACUAAGAAAGUGCCAAACACGCGUCUGUAGGGGACCUAACAGGUGCGUCACCGAAGGAGAGAUUGAGGAGUGCUGUCAUGAAGAAUGCGCCGGAGGUUGCAGUGGCACUCGAGCCAGUGAAUGCAUGGCCUGCAGGCGGUACUCACAGGACGGCAAUUGUGUGGCCGCCUGUCUACCUACGCGCUAUUACAACAUCCACACUUCUUCCUGGGAACCCAAUCCAAAUGGCAAGGUUUCCUUGGGGCAUGUCUGCGUUGCAUCGUGUCCAGAUGGGUUCCUUCGAGACCGUGACCACUGCGUGCUUAAGUGCUCGCGUCCCGGAACCCAGAAGGCCGGCAAAGUUUGCGUGCAGUGUCCAAAAACUGGCUGCCCAAAAGUGUGCUCCGCAAAGCAGCUCCAGGCACCGACGAUCGAUUUUCUCUACAAAAGUCUUCUGCACAAGAUGGAAAACUGUACCUCGUGGGAGGGAAGCUUGAUCCUAAAACGGCAGUCGUUCGAGGGUGAUGCAUUUAAUAAUUUGACGAAGGAGAAGGAAUCUGUGAACUUUGCGGACUUGAAGAGGGGUCUUGGCAACCUCGUGGAGAUAACUGGCGGCCUUUACAUUGGAACCGACAACUGGGCCCAUUGGCUGAGGAACCUCACCUUCCUGUCGAAGUUGCGUCGGAUUGGUGGAGAGACGCAGAGAGGUUAUGAAUCGCCUUUGAGCAUAAUCCACAACAGACACCUUGAAUAUCUGGGUCUCUCUUCUCUGACGUUUGUUGGGGUCCGCAAAGGUGGUAUUCACAUCGCCUACAACCCCAAGCUGUGUUUCGUCGACACCAUCAAUUGGCAGCAGCUCAUGUGGUCGCCGGCAGCCCUGCGCACGCGAAUGGUCAGGCGCCAGCGCCAGGUCGCCUUCCCCGUUACCUUCCCAAAUCGACCGACAGUCGAUUGUGUCGCUGAGGGCCAACAAUGCGACGCCAGCGUCUGCGCACUUGCCGACGGCUGCUGGGGUCCUGGCCCGGAAAACUGCUUCACUUGCGCCCACUGGUACAUCCAGGACCGCGGUGAACCCAACCGAUGCGUGCGAAAUUGUUCGCUAAUUGACGGCGGCUACUAUCCAGUUGUGGUGACCAAGAUCACCGGUGCCAACACAACCACGGAGAGACGGCUAUGCGCCAGGUGCCAUACAGAAUGCGGAUCGGCGGCAGGGGCGUGCUACGGUCCUGGCGCUGACCAAUGCAACCACGGCUGUGCUCAUGUGAAGGACGGAGACUUCUGCCGACCCCAAUGUCCCAUAACAAAGUACCCGGACAAAAAUAACACGUGUCAGGAGUGUGCGACUGCCUGUUCUUCGUAUGCACAAACCUCUGUCAGUGAUGUGGAGCCGACGAACGGAAGUGAAGUGUGCACAGGUCCCGGCGACUGGUUCGGUCAGGGAGGCUGCUCGCACUGCCUUCAAGUUAUUGCCACCGCGACAGUGGAGUCCGAAAAUUCAUCAGGGCUGCCAUGCCUCACUGCCUACCAGGCCUGUCCCAGUGGCACAUUCUUGUACCUCAUCGGUGUGCCAAGGAAUGGUCAGGGCAGCGCGCAGACGAGAAUCGCGUCAGACAGCUCGCUGGUGUCGCUGCCGGCGGCGGUGAAGACGCGCUUGGCGGAGUGGCUGGCGUCGCACCAGCGCGGCGGCGGUGGCGCGGUCACGGCGCGUGUCUGCGCGCCCUGCCACGCCGAGUGUCGCGACGGCUGCUCCGGCCCUUCGCCCAAUCAGUGCGUGCGGUGCCGCAGGGCCAAGUUCCAGGGACGGUGUGUGGCCGAAUGCCGAGAAGACACGUACAAGGUUUCCUUGAGAAACGAUGAGGUGAUUUGCCUCCCAUGUCACGUCGAGUGCAGUCAAGGCUGUCGGGGACCGUCUAACGCAGACUGCUUCGCCUGCCGACACUACAAACUCUAUCCGCACAAAAAUAGAACACAGUGGAUUUGUGUGGAGACUUGCCCUGCCGGGAGUGCCAUACACAUGGAGCGUGGUACAAACUCUACGGUGAUGGAAGCCGUGUGCCAUUCAACCGAGGAAUUCCCCAUCCUGCAACCAGAUUCCUCAGCACACCCUUCAGACCACUUCCUCUUUGGCGAUUGGACAGACGUGAUUAGUCCUCGCCUCCUCCACAACCUCUCGUGGGUCUCGACUGGUCUUCUUGCCUUUACUGGACUCCUCGCAUUAAUUCUCGGCCUUUGUUUUGCGUACGCGUGCGCGCGUAUUGUUGUUCGUGGAACGAAAAUGAGAAGCGGCCUUGGCGAAAGCCAAUCAAAGGAAAGUUUGUUGAUGCAGUGUGAUCGAUUUUGGAUGAAAGCCAUCUUAGUAGCGGAACCGCACUAUGAACAAACUGGAAAAAUGGCCAAACUUAGAAAAAAAAGGAACAGGGCUGCCUCACAUCUCAAAAGAACGACUAUCAACACAGGGGACGAGCGUGGUCCUGCGAUUUCCCCCAACUCGGAUACAAUGCCCGAUAUGGCGACGCUUCUUAUAAUUCCCGAAUGCCAACUCCAACUCGGAAGUCGUGUUGGUGGCGGAGCCUUCGGUUCGGUUUUUCGUGGCGUCUGGUUCAAGGGACCGCUGUCUCCCGGCUUCGCGAAAAAAGUCACCGAGCUGCUCGCCACGGUGGACUGCGCCAAGCCGCAAUUUGUCACUUCGGACUCGCUCGUAGAGGACACGACCUACGCGUGCACCGAGAGGGAGUACCUCACAGUGGAGGAGGAUACUUCCGUGGAUGAAAUGAAUUCUCCCGAGCAGCACUCAGCCCCGAGGCAGGAUUCACCGCGUCAGGAGUUUCAAUUCACGGAGUUGGUUGCCGAAACAGGUAAAACCGAAGGUGACAGCGAAAAAGAGGGUGAGGAGAGUCAAAUCGAAGGAGUUGAGAAACGAGUGGUUGCCAUUAAGGUGCUCAACGACGAAGCCGAUCCCAGCACCUGUAAAGCCCUGCUCGAAGAAGCUCGAGUGAGUAAUUUUGCAAGUGUUCCCAGCGGUGCUUGUUGUUUCGCACCAGCAAGAAUUCUGUGUCACCUCUUCCCCUCUAACCAUUGUCUACUAAACACAGAGAGUAUCAGCACAACCAACACCAGCACUAUCAAUCGAUCAAAAUUGUCCUCUGAAACACUGGCGAUCACGGCGACCUCGUCGUACCUCAACUAUUUUGGAAGGGAUAACGACGGUGUGCGAUACACCAGCCCACCCUCAGAUGACCGAUACGGCGUCAUGAUGGCCACAGUAACACGUCAGCAGCAGCCAACAGAGCCGCUUGAAUGCAUCUCUGAACAUAUUGAGAAUGAAGAUGAACAACGCCGUUGUAGGGAACUUGGAAGCUUCGACUCACCAGUCACCGCCGUUAAAACAUCAACGCUCGUUUUCGUCGAGGACUACCUGGAACCCAAACAGGAGACGCCUCGUCGUCAACACCAGUUUACCUGUCAAAGAAGCCCUCAGCCACCACUAUCGUCCCAGUCCCUCCACCCAACCGCCCUGGUUAACAGCACAGGGGCCGACUCGCGUGUAAAGAACGUCACUCUUGUCAAGUUUUAG